Messenger RNA from Anguilla anguilla (European eel), 1517 nucleotides. RefSeq names its product SPARC. Bases 476 to 1285 code for a protein of 269 amino acids. Gene Ontology annotation, biological process: anatomical structure development. Gene Ontology annotation, molecular function: collagen binding; calcium ion binding; extracellular matrix binding. The record is from RefSeq and is a predicted model, not a curated record. Lineage: Eukaryota; Metazoa; Chordata; Actinopteri; Anguilliformes; Anguillidae. The transcript has 9 exons.
UGGCCAAGAAGAGCACAUGAGCUCGACAUAACAGCUCUAGUUCCCUCCUUCCUGUUGAAGAAAAACACACCGCAGAGCGCAGGUCUUUAUUUCAUCAUCAGUGCGUGUUUCCUCGUGUAGUAUGUGCGCUUUUUUAGCUGCACCGUCUUUGUGUCAAUGUGUGAGCUUUUCUGGCUCUGCGUUUUAAGAGGAUGGGGGGAGAAGUAAAUCAGCCGGGGUCUAACUUGGAAUGAACAGACUGAGAGAGGAGACGUGAAGACAUGAAAAGAAUGCAACGGAAAAAAUCAUUUGAAAAAAUUUAAAAUCACGCAAAAGGAACGAUAAGAGGAGUGGAAACAAACGGAGGAAAAUAUGUGUUUGGAAUAAGAAGGAGAGAAGAAACAGAAAAAUAAAGAAACAGGCAGCAAAAUAAGGAGACGUCCGGACCUGUAUACCCUCUGCAGGGUUUGUUGGGAGCCUGGCAUUGUGCUGAGAGAUGCCCUGUAUUCUGCGCCUGGUGAUCCUCGUCACAUUGGCACUGCGCCCCGAGGCGGGCAUGGGAGGCAGAGCCCAGCGUAAGCAGCGAUUGGCCGAAGAGAAGUUGCGUCCGUACCUGGGUCGGGUCAGUCCAGAGAGCCUGUGUGAUUUGCUGAAGUGUCACAGUCCUAUUGGCUCCUGGUGUCAGGUGGUAAGGGACAGCAGCGGCAUCCUCGUCCCCAAGUGUGUGUGUCCCCAGAAGUGUCCUCGGCAUGUUUGUUCAUCUGUGUGCAGCAAGGGGGCGCCAGUGUGCAGUGUACUAGGCAAGACCUAUGCAAGUGAGUGCCUACUGCACAAAGAUUCCUGUCGGAAGAGGCGUCGGAUUGGGCUAGCCCACAUGGGUCCCUGCGCUGUGCCCAGGGCGUUGUGCACAGACGUGGAGCUGGGACAGUUCCCCUACAGACUGCUGGACUGGUUUCUGCUGCUGAGUCGUAUGGGGGAGUCCUACCAGUCCGCCCCCCCACCCCAGAGCUGCCUGAGCCACGGCCAACGCACAGCUCUGGCCGAGCGGUGGUUCGGCCAGCUGGAUCGGAACCGGGACGGGAAGCUGAGCCGCCGGGACCUGAGGAAACUGCGCUACAAGCGGAUGCCCCUGGAGCAAUGCGCCCGGCAGUUCCUCCAGUCCUGUGACACAGACAGGAACAGGAAGGUCACCCUGCAGGAAUGGUCUGCCUGCCUCGUGGACCGGUCAGAACGAUGGUUCCAGGAUUUCAUGUCAGUGAAGAUGGGGUCCCAUGAGCUAUGUCCUGUCUCGAAUCCUCGACUUUAACCACCGGUGAAGAGCAGCCGCCUGUCAUUCUUCUCCGCCAUCUUUUACAAGCUGAAGCCGUCGACGAUCUCGCAAGCGAACGCUGCAAGAUUGGCGCCUCCUGGUGGAUAUGUACAGUACUACAAGUUAUUGCUUGUCGACAGCAGUUUUCUGCUUUUGUGUAUAGCUGCUUUCACGGCAGUGUAUCGCUGCCAUUAUUUUUCUAAUAAAUGUCUACCUGGCCUUCUUCCUG